Messenger RNA from Clarias gariepinus (North African catfish), 2307 nucleotides. RefSeq names its product regulator of calcineurin 1b (gene rcan1b). Gene Ontology annotation, molecular function: calcium-dependent protein serine/threonine phosphatase regulator activity; nucleic acid binding. The record is from RefSeq and is a predicted model, not a curated record. Gene Ontology annotation, cellular component: nucleus; cytoplasm. Lineage: Eukaryota; Metazoa; Chordata; Actinopteri; Siluriformes; Clariidae. Gene Ontology annotation, biological process: calcium-mediated signaling. Bases 233 to 856 code for a protein of 207 amino acids. The transcript is spliced from 4 exons.
AAAACACACACACACACACUGACACUGACGUGGUGCCAGACUGACUGCACUGGGGAUUUUGUAAAAGUCCCUGAAUAAUGAAACAGCCCUCGGAGCGCUGCGUUGUGUCCGCGGAGAGCUCUGCGUCACGAGCGCACCCGUCUGCGUAAAACAGCCUGUUUUUAUUUUCCUCCAAAACGGCUCCGGUGUUUGUGUGUGCGCGCGAGCUCGACUAUUAUUGUUUACAUCCGCCAUGCAGGAGUCGGAUGAACGGAAUGGGGCGGCGACGGCGGACGUGCAGGUCGACGAACAACCGAACGCGCUGAUCGCGUGUAAAGUCUCUGAAGAGGUGUUCAAUGACACGCGCGUGAAGGACCAAUUCGAGACACUGUUCCACCAGUUUGAUGUGGGAGUAUAUUUCCAGUUCUUCAAAAGCUUUCGGCGUGUACGCAUUAACUUCACCAACGCUGUGGCUGCAGCUCAGGCAAGAGUGAAGCUUCAUAAGAGUGAUUUCAAUGGGAAAGAGAUGCGCCUCUACUUCGCCCAGUCUGUGCAUAUUGGCAGUCCUCGACUAGAGCCUCCAAAACCAGAAAAGCAGUUCCUAAUUUCUCCUCCAGCCUCUCCUCCAGUGGGUUGGGCGCAGUCUCAAGAUGCUACGCCCAUCAUUAAUUAUGACCUACUGUGUGCUGUCUCCAAACUUGGUCCAGGUGAGCAGUACGAGUUGCACACCGGAACCACCACGACUCCCAGUGUGAUCGUUCAUGUUUGUGAAGACGACAGCUCAGGUGGUGAAGAUGAACCAGAGGGAGGAUCACGAGCGCGCCCCAAAAUCAUUCAGACUCGGCGCCCAGAUUAUUCUCCCUCUGUCAAGAAGUGAAUUUACUGUACUGACCGGUCUGGCAAACGAGUAAUCAAACUGGUAACCCAGACUUACCUUUCACAUUACCACAGAGGCAGCAAAUACUGAAAUGGAAAAUCAAUCCCAUCUUUAGUAUCGCAUAUAAUUCUGAUGUUAAUAUGGUUAAUUAAAGUAGAACAAGAUAUUUAAAAGUGCAUUUAUGCACUUUUAGUGCGUUCAUUUUAUUAGAAUUAACAUAAGGCACUUCUCCUUAGCAUUACAUGCAUUACAGAGAAAGUGGCAAUUUGAGGGCACUAGCCCGUGUGUGUGUGUUUUUUUUUUUUUUUUUGUUUGUUUUUAGAUACCUUUGUAUGUUUGUGUAAAAGUCCACUUUGCACUGUUGAGGGCCACCGAUGUCGACCAAAUCCUUGUCAUUAUGUCGUAGCGUGGUGUCUGUCUAUGUUGAUUCUAGUAUUGUGCAAAAUUGUAAUUAAUGUUGCUGCAGUUUUCAAAAAUUCUUGGAUUAUUAUGCACUUCGGGCCGUAUUCAGAGUUAAGUGUGUGUAGGUAUGAGUUACUACUGAAACUGCAGCUAAUAAUGAUCUAAUAAUGUUUGUCUGCCAUACGUUCCCAACAAAAACAUAAGUCUUUUUAAAUAGGUUUUUUAUAGGAGUAUCGCGCGUCUCUGUAAUGCAGGGGGUCCAAACCGUCCUUAUUGGGGAGAUCAAAUCAAAAUAUCUCAAGGGCUGGUCACAAAAAUAUUAAUUAUGCAAAAAAGUGCUAAAUAUUUAUCAUGUAUAUGAAAAUGUAUAAAAUGUAUAUGAAAAUAUGUACAGUCCCAGGAAAAAGUAUUUUACCCCUUUUGUCACACUUUAAUGAUUCAGAUCAAACUAAUUGUAAUAUUGCACAAAGAAAGCCUGAGUAAAUAUUAAUGCAGUUUUUAAAUGAUUAUUUCAUUUAUUAAGGAAAUAUGAAAAAAGUAAUUGUGGUUAUGCCAGCCUUGGAGGUGUUUUGUUGAAGUGUUUGGUUCAUUUUAAUCUGCGCUGUGUAAGGUUUUAUAAACUGCUAUUUUAUUCUCCUUUUUUUUGUGUGUGUUUUUGCAAAUGUAAUGUGUUUUGUCUCUUUUAUCAAAAAGUGGCCACUUUAUUUCUCUCCCAGCAUCAGCUUCCCCCUUUCAGUCACUUUCUAUCCCCCUUCUUUCUGGCUUAAACAAAAGCACACGUCUUUAAAUGUGGUAACUCCAGACCGAACCGUCCUAAGAGCUUCACGCAAAUUGAAAUCAAAUUGAUUGUUAAUAAAAGGAACUCGAGUCAUCUCUGAAUGCGGCCCUUGAAAAAGAUCGCCUUAUUACUGUACGUGCUACACGUUCGACAUGCCUUGAGUGUUGUUUCAUCUGUUACAUAAAUUGAUCUGAUGUGAUCUGUUGUGUUCUGUUGUCUGUGAAAAUUAGUCUAAGCCACUGUCAGAGGAUAAAGAAAGUAAAAACUUUAA